UUUGGUGUGAGAGACGCUUUGGUGUCAUACACGUUUUUCAGUUAGGCGGCUAUACCAGCAAUUUACAUCCAACAUGCUCCAAUGCCUCUUAGCUCUUUUGCUUCCCCUGGUGGUGAGCUCACACCCCGUCGGUCGAAGCCUGCUGCCCUUGGACUGUGAGGACAUCUACCAAAAUGGAUCAGUGCAUAACGGGGUUUACACCAUCUACCCGACAACCGCCGACAAGCCUGUGGAGGUGUACUGUGACAUGGGGUGUACAGAGGACGAGAACCACGAGGACGGGCAGUGGACGGUGAUCCAAAGAAGAAUGGAUGGCACUGUAAACUUCUACCGGCCCUGGAAUCACUACAAGAGGGGCUUUGGGAACAAGAACGGCGAGUACUGGCUCGGUCUGGAGAAUAUUUUCAGACUCACCUGGAGAGGUAAGUACGAGCUGCGGGUGGACAUGGAGGACUGGGAGAGAGGCAGCGUCUACGCCCACUAUCCGGCCUUCUCCAUCGACUCGGAAGAUGAGGGCUACACACUUCGCUUGAGCGGAUACGUCGAUGGUGGAGCGGGUGAUUCUCUGCAACGAGUGAAUGGAAUGAAGUUCUCAACCUACGACAAAGAUCAAGACAUUUAUGGCAACAACUGUGCAGAGAUGUACCAUGGUGGCUUUUGGUAUAACAACUGCCAUUACGCUAACCCUAAUGGGUUGUACAAAGGGAAGGGACGAGUGGCAAGCUAUACAGGAAUCAUGUGGUACCACUGGAAAGCCAAUUAUUACUCUCUGAAGUCCAUCACGAUGAAAAUCAAGAGGGUGUCUUUGUCCGUGGAGUGAUUUGUCAUCUCUCUCCCUCUCUAAGACCUCAGUUUUAGCUGUGCUUCUUGGCCAGCCGAUAAACAUCCUAGCAACUGGUUAAAGUGUAACUUCACCCCAUAACUCCACCCACUUCACUUGUGAAACACAAUUUUUGUCAAUAUUAACCCUGGUAAUAGUGUAGGUCACCACUUAUGAGUAAUUUCAAUCAAUCAACAGCUCAAAAAACAUAUUUUAGGGUGCAGUUACACUUUAAGAGAUUUAAAUAGCAAAGGUUAAACUUUGCCGUAAUAACUAGGAUAGCCCGUAGCUAUACUUAACUCACAUUCAUGUUCCCGAGACACAAACCUGUGAAAUGCAUUACCUAUUUACCAUCGAUUAUCAUUCCAGUGCGGUGAAUGUGUGCAAAACACAUCAGAGGCUUCUCUCCCUCACUCUCUAGAAUCAAAUCGCAAGAUGUACAUUAGUAAAACCAUUAAAGGGUCGUUUUUUCUGUUAAA
Messenger RNA from Sardina pilchardus (European sardine), 1299 nucleotides. RefSeq names its product microfibril-associated glycoprotein 4-like. Bases 74 to 820 code for a protein of 248 amino acids. The transcript is spliced from 5 exons. The record is from RefSeq and is a predicted model, not a curated record. Lineage: Eukaryota; Metazoa; Chordata; Actinopteri; Clupeiformes; Clupeidae. Gene Ontology annotation, biological process: elastic fiber assembly.